Cryptosporidium muris RN66 is the source of this 1326-nucleotide messenger RNA. RefSeq lists its product as uncharacterized. The transcript has a single exon. Gene Ontology annotation, molecular function: protein binding. Lineage: Eukaryota; Apicomplexa; Conoidasida; Eucoccidiorida; Cryptosporidiidae. The record is from RefSeq and is a predicted model, not a curated record. The coding region runs from base 1 to 1326 and encodes 441 amino acids.
AUGUUUGGUGGUAAAGUUAAUCAGGAUAUACAGAUGAGUGAAGAAAUAGGAAAACAGGAUGGAGAAUAUGAAAAUAUCCAAUAUGAAGAUGUAGAGGAUGAGGAUAUUACAUACAUUAACGAUGAAGAUGAGUUAAAUUCCCAAAUUGAUCCUGAAACAUUGCUAGAAGAAGGUAAUAUAUUGAAAAAAUCUAGGGAAUUUGAUGUAGCCAUAGUUAAGCUUUAUUGGGCCUUGACUAACAAAAUAAAUAGGUUAGGAAUUAGCGAAGAUUGUGGUGUUGAUCCAAGACUAGCUGAAUACUAUCUUUCUUAUGCUGAUGUAUUAUUUGAAAAAGAGGAGAACUCUACAAAUUUUUUCCAAUCUAAGACAAUAAGUCAACAUUGCACUGAUUAUAUAGCUACAUUAUCACCUAAUCAUGGUGAGCAACUACAAAGUAGGGAAGUUUCUCUUUUACCAUCUUCAUCAUCAUCUUCAUCAUCAUCAGAUACUAAAGCUAUUGAAAUCCAAAAUAUACAGAGCAAUGAAACUACAGAUGAAGAAAUAGCCUGGGAAAAUUUUGAAGCAGCUAAACUUGCAUAUAUGAAGCGCAUUGAAUUACAUAAAAGAAGUGGCUAUGAGUCUUUUUGUAAUACUGGGAUAAUUCCUGAAUAUAUUACUGAUAUAUUCUCAUCUAUAAAUGAUGCAACCAGUCAAAGCUUCGAAUCUUUACUCGAGACUAUUUGUAAUCAUAGAAAAGAUGAAAACAUAAUAAUCAAAGAUGUAUUAUUUAAAGACAUUAGUGAUCUAUCAUUCACAUUUAUGAGACUUGGUGAUAUGCUUCAGUUAGCAGAGAAAUAUGAAGAGGCUAGAUUGGAAUAUAAAUAUGCAUUGUACGUUCUAGAAUCAUUUAAUGCUCCACUUGAUACACUUGAAUCACCAUUAAUAUGUUUAGCUCAAAGUACUUUAUUUUCUGGCAAGAUAAAAGAUUCCAAAAAAAUAUUUGAGAGGGCCCUAACACUUGUUAAACAGCAUCUUAAUGGUGAUAAUGGAAUGACCCCCCCAAGUAGAGAAAUUAUAGAUAUAUAUAAAGUAACAAUAGAAGACUUGCAGAUAACUUUAGAUGAUAUAAAUAAAAAGUUAGCUAUUGAUCCAAAUGAUCAGAAACCUAUUUCUGCUGUUCCAAAGUUGGAAAUGAUGGAGCAGGAAAAAACAUUCAGUAAACCACAGCUUUCCGAAAAUGAAAAUAUUAAGGUUGUAAAGGCAGAUAUAUCGAAUUAUCAGGAAGAAAUCUAUCCAAAUUUUGGUGAUAACCAAAAAAAAAGAAGGAUAGAUCUAACUAAAAUAUAA